Molecule: messenger RNA, 10787 nt
Organism: Rhinopithecus roxellana (golden snub-nosed monkey)
Lineage: Eukaryota; Metazoa; Chordata; Mammalia; Primates; Cercopithecidae
Gene: SPEG
Product: striated muscle enriched protein kinase
Exons: 41
Coding region: 137-9940 (3267 amino acids)
Biological process (GO): protein phosphorylation; muscle cell differentiation
Molecular function (GO): protein binding; ATP binding; protein kinase activity
Source: RefSeq, a predicted model, not a curated record
AGCACAGGCCGAAGGCGGGCGGGCAGCAGGAAGACAGGCCGCCGGCCCCCCAGGAAUCGUCUCCUAGGGCACCGUCCCGCGGGUGCCCCCGUGGCCGCCCAGUUCCGGCGUCCCCCCAGCCCAGCUCUCGGUGGUCAUGCAGAAAGCCCGGGGCACGCGAGGGGAGGACGCGGGCACGAGGGCACCCCCCAGUCCCGGGGUGCCCCCGAAGAGGGCCAAGGUGGGGGCCGGCGGCGGGGCUCCCGCGGCCGUGGCCGAGGCGCCGGUCUUCCUGCGGCCCCUGAAGAACUCGGCGGUGUGCGCUGGCAGCGACGUGCGGCUGCGGGUGGUGGUGAGCGGGACGCCCCAACCCAGCCUCCACUGGUUCCGGGAUGGGCAACUCCUGCCUGCACCGGCCCCCGAGCCCAGCUGCCUGUGGCUGCGGCGCUGCGGGGCGCAGGACGCCGGCGUGUACAGCUGCACGGCCCAGAACGAGCGGGGCCGGGCCUCCUGCGAGGCGGUGCUCACAGUGCUGGAGGUCGGAGACUCAGAGACGGCUGAGGAUGACAUCAGCGAUGUGCAGGGGACCCAGCGCCUGGAGCUUCGGGAUGACGGGGCCUUCAGCACCCCCACGGGGGGCUCUGACACCCUGGUGGGCACCUCCCUGGACACACCCCCGACCUCCGUGACAGGCACCUCGGAAGAGCAAGUGAGCUGGUGGGGCAGCGGGCAGACGGUCCUGGAGCAGGAAGCGGGCAGUGGGGGUGGCACCCGCCGCCUCCCGGGCAGCCCAAGGCAAGCACAGGCAACCGGGGCCGGGCCACGGCACCUGGGGGUGGAGCCGCUGGUGCGGGCAUCUCGAGCUAAUCUGGUGGGCGCAAGCUGGGGGUCAGAGGAUAGCCUUUCCGUGGCCAGUGACCUGUACGGCAGCGCAUUCAGCCUGUACAGAGGACGGGCGCUCUCUAUCCACGUCAGCGUCCCUCAGAGCGGGUUGCGCAGGGAGGAGCCCGACCUUCAGCCUCAGCUGGCCAGCGAAGCCCCACGCCGCCCUGCUCAGCCGCCUCCCUCCAAAUCCGCUUUGCUCCCCCCACCGUCCCCUCGGGUCGGGAAGCGGUCCCCGCCGGGACCCCAGGCCCAGCCCGCGGCCACCCCCACGUCGCCCCACCACCGCACUCAGGAGCCUGUGCUGCCCGAGGACACCACCGCCGAAGAGAAGCGAGGGAAGAAGUCCAAGUCUUCCGGGCCCUCCCUGGCGGGCACUGCGGAAUCUCGACCCCAGACGCCACUGAGCGAGGCCUCGGGCCGCCUGUCGGCGUUGGGCCGCUCGCCUAGGCUGGUACGCGCCGGCUCCCGCAUCCUGGACAAGCUGCAGUUCUUCGAGGAGCGACGGCGCAGCCUGGAGCGCAGCGACUCGCCACCGGCGCCCCUGCGGCCCUGGGUGCCCCUGCGCAAGGCCCGCUCUCUGGAGCAGCCCAAGUCGGAGCGCGGAGCGCCGUGGGGCACCCCCGGGGCCUCGCAGGAAGAACUGCGGGCGCCGGGCAGCGUGGCCGAGCGGCGCCGCCUGUUCCAGCAGAAAGCGGCCUCGCUGGACGAGCGCACGCGGCAGCGCAGCCCGGCCUCCGACCUCGAGCUGCGCUUCGCCCAGGAGCUGGGCCGCAUCCGCCGCUCCACGUCGCGGGAGGAGCUGGUGCGCUCCCACGAGUCCCUGCGCGCCACGCUGCAGCGCGCCCCAUCCCCUCGAGAGCCCGGCGAGCCCCCGCUCUUCUCUCGACCCUCCACCCCCAAGACAUCGCGGGCCGUGAGCCCCGCCGCCGCCCAGCCGCCCCCUCCGAGCAGCGCGGGGAAGCCGGGGGACGAGCCUGGGAGGCCCAGGAGCCGCGGGCCGGCAGGCAGGACAGAGCCGGGGGAAGGCCCGCAGCAGGAGGUUAGGCGUCGGGACCAAUUCCCGCUGACCCGGAGCAGAGCCAUCCAGGAGUGCAGGAGCCCUGUGUCGCCCCCCGCUGCCGAUCCUCCCGAGGCCAGGACGAAAGCACCCCCUGGUCGGAAGCGGGAGACCCCGGCGCAGGCCGUGCGCUUCCUGCCCUGGGCCACGCCGGGCCUGGAGGGCGCUGCUGUACCCCAGACCUUGGAGAAGAACAGGGCGGGGCCCGAGGCAGAGAAGAGGCUGCGCAGAGGGCCGGAGGAGGACGGUCCCUGGGGGCCCUGGGACCGCCGAGGGGCCCGCAGCCAGGGCAAAGGUCGCCGGGCCCGGCCUACCUCCCCUGAGCUCGAGUCUUCGGAUGACUCCUACGUGUCCGCUGGAGAAGAGCCCCUAGAGGCCCCCAUGUUUGAGAUCCCCUUGCAGAAUGUGGUGGUGGCACCAGGGGCAGAUGUGCUGCUCAAGUGUAUCGUCACUGCCAACCCCCUGCCCCAAGUGUCCUGGCACAAGGAUGGGUCAGCGCUGCGCAGCGAGGGCCGCCUCCUCCUCCGGGCUGAGGGUGAGCGGCACACCCUGCUGCUCAGGGAGGCCAGGGCAGCGGACGCCGGAAGCUAUAUGGCCACUGCCACCAACGAGCUGGGCCAGGCCACCUGUGCCGCCUCACUGACCGUGAGACCCGGUGGAUCUACAUCCCCUUUCAGCAGCCCCAUCACCUCUGACGAGGAGUACCUGAGCCCUCCAGAGGAGUUUCCAGAGCCUGGGGAGACCUGGCCUCGAACCCCCACCAUGAAGCCCAGUCCCAGCCAGAACCGCCGUUCUUCUGACACUGGCUCUAAGGCACCCCCCACCUUCAAGGUCUCACUUAUGGACCAGUCAGUAAGAGAAGGCCAAGAUGUCAUCAUGAGCAUCCGUGUGCAGGGGGAACCCAAGCCUGUGGUCUCCUGGCUAAGAAACCGCCAGCCCGUGCGCCCAGACCAGCGGCGCUUUGCGGAGGAGGCUGAGGGUGGGCUGUGCCGGCUGCGGAUCCUGGCUGCAGAGCGUGGCGAUGCUGGCUUCUACACUUGCAAAGCGGUCAAUGAGUAUGGCGCUCGGCAAUGCGAGGCCCGCUUGGAGGUCCGAGCACACCCUGAAAGCCGGUCCCUGGCCGUGCUGGCCCCCCUGCAGGACGUGGACGUGGGGGCCGGGGAGAUGGCGCUGUUUGAGUGCCUGGUGGCGGGGCCCACUGAUGUGGAGGUGGAUUGGCUGUGCCGUGGCCGCCUGCUGCAGCCUGCACUGCUCAAAUGCAAGAUGCAUUUUGAUGGCCGCAAAUGCAAGCUGCUGCUUACAUCUGUACAUGAGGACGACAGUGGCGUCUACACCUGCAAGCUCAGCACAGCCAAAGAUGAGCUGACCUGCAGUGCCCGGCUGACCGUGCGGCCCUCAUUGGCACCCCUGUUCACACGGCUGCUGGAAGAUGUGGAGGUGUUGGAGGGCCGAGCUGCCCGCUUCGACUGCAAGAUCAGCGGCACCCCACCCCCUGUUGUUACCUGGACUCAUUUUGGCCGCCCCAUGGAGGAGAGUGAGAACUUGCGGCUACGGCAGGACGGGGGUCUACACUCACUGUACAUUGCCCAUGUGGGCAGCGAGGACGAGGGGCUCUAUGCGGUCAGUGCUGUUAACACCUAUGGCCAGGCCCACUGCUCAGCCCAGCUGUAUGUAGAAGAGCCCCGGACAGCCGCCUCAGGCCCCAGCUCGAAGCUGGAGAAGAUGCCAUCCAUUCCCGAGGAGCCAGAGCAGGGUGAGCUGGAGCGGCUGUCCAUUCCCGACUUCCUGCGGCCACUGCAGGACCUGGAGGUGGGACUGGCCAAGGAGGCCAUGCUAGAGUGCCAGGUGACCGGCCUGCCCUACCCCACCAUCAGCUGGUUCCACAAUGGCCACCGCAUCCAGAGCAGUGACGACCGGCGCAUGACACAGUACAGGGAUGUCCAUCGCUUGGUGUUCCCUGCCGUGGGGCCUCAGCACGCCGGUGUCUACAAGAGCGUCAUCGCCAACAAGCUGGGCAAAGCUGCCUGCUAUGCCCACCUGUAUGUCACAGAUGUGGUCCCAGGCCCUCCAGAUGGUGCCCCGCAGGUGGUGGCUGUGACGGGGAGAAUGGUCACACUCACAUGGAACCCCCCCAGGAGUCUGGACAUGGCCAUCGACCCGGACUCCCUAACGUACACAGUGCAGCACCAGGUGCUAGGCUCGGACCAGUGGACGGCACUGGUCACAGGCCUGCGGGAGCCAGGGUGGGCAGCCACGGGGCUGCGUAAGGGGGUCCAGCACAUCUUCCGGGUCCUCAGCACCACUAUCAAGAGCAGCAGCAAGCCCUCGCCCCCUUCUGAGCCUGUGCAACUGCUGGAGCACGGCCCACCCCUGGAGGAGGCCCCUGCUGUGCUGGACAAACCGGACAUCGUGUAUGUGGUGGAGGGACAGCCCGCCAGUGUCACCGUCACAUUCAACCAUGUGGAAGCCCAGGUCGUCUGGAGGAGCUGCCGAGGGGCCCUCCUAGAAGCACGGGCAGGUGUGUACGAGCUGAGCCAGCCAGAUGAUGACCAGUACUGUCUUCGGAUCUGCCGGGUGAGCCGCCGGGACAUGGGGGCCGUCACCUGCACUGCCCGAAACCGUCACGGCACGCAGACCUGCUCAGUCACAUUGGAGCUGGCAGAGGCCCCUCGGUUUGAGUCCAUCAUGGAGGACGUGGAGGUGGGGGCUGGGGAAACUGCUCGCUUUGCCGUGGUGGUUGAGGGAAAACCACUGCCGGACAUCAUGUGGUACAAGGACGAGGUGCUGCUGAUCGAGAGCAGCCAUGUGAGCUUCGUGUAUGAGGAGAAUGAGUGCUCCCUGGUGGUGCUCAGCACGGGGGCCCAGGAUGGAGGCGUCUACACCUGCACCGCCCGGAACCUGGCGGGCGAGGUCUCCUGCAAAGCAGAGUUGGCUGUGCAUUCAGCUCAGACAGCUAUGGAGGUCGAGGGGGUCGGGGAGGAUGAGGACCAUCGAGGAAGGAGACUCAGCGACUUUUAUGACAUCCACCAGGAGAUCGGCAGGGGUGCCUUCUCCUACCUGCGGCGUGUAGUGGAGCGUAGCUCCGGCCUGGAGUUUGCGGCCAAGUUCAUCCCCAGCCAGGCCAAGCCAAAGGCAUCAGCACGUCGGGAGGCCCGGCUGCUGGCCAGGCUCCAGCACGACUGUGUCCUCUACUUCCAUGAGGCCUUCGAGAGGCGCCGAGGACUGGUCAUUGUCACGGAGCUCUGCACAGAGGAGCUGCUGGAGCGAAUGGCCAGGAAACCCACCGUGUGUGAGUCUGAGAUUCGGGCCUAUAUGCGGCAGGUGCUAGAGGGAAUACACUACCUGCACCAGAGCCACGUGCUGCACCUCGACGUCAAGCCUGAGAACCUGCUGGUGUGGGAUGGUGCCGCGGGUGAAGAGCAGGUGCGGAUCUGUGACUUUGGGAAUGCCCAGGAGCUGACUCCAGGAGAGCCCCAGUACUGCCAGUAUGGCACACCUGAGUUUGUAGCACCCGAGAUUGUCAAUCAGAGCCCCGUGUCUGGAGUCACUGACAUCUGGCCUGUGGGCGUCGUUGCCUUCCUCUGUCUGACAGGAAUCUCCCCAUUUGUUGGGGAAAAUGACCGGACAACAUUGAUGAACAUCCGAAACUACAACGUGGCCUUCGAGGAGACCACAUUCCUGAGCCUGAGCAGGGAGGCCCGGGGCUUCCUCAUCAAAGUGCUGGUGCAGGACCAGCUGAGACCUACCGCAGAGGAGACCCUAGAACAUCCUUGGUUCAAAACUCAGGCAAAGGGCGCAGAGAUGAGCACGGAUCACCUGAAGCUAUUCCUCUCCCGGAGGAGGUGGCAGCGCUCCCAGAUCAGCUACAAAUGCCACCUGGUGUUGCGCCCCAUCCCGGAGCUGCUGCGGGCCCCCACAGAGCGGGUGUGGGUGACCAUGCCCAGAAGGCCACCCCCCAGUGGGGGGCUCUCAUCCUCCUCCGAUUCUGAAGAGGAAGAGCUGGAAGAGCUGCCCUCAGUGCCCCGCCCACUGCAGCCCGAGUUCUCAGGCUCCCGGGUGUCCCUCACCGAUAUUCCCACUGAGGAUGAGGCCCUGGGGACCCCAGAGACUGGGGCUGCCACCCCCAUGGACUGGCAGGAGCAGGGAAGGGCUCCCUCUCAGGACCAGGAGGCUCCCAGCCCCGAGGCCCUCCCCUCCCUAGGCCAGGAGCCUGCAGCUGGGGCUAGCCCCAGGCGGGGAGAACUCCGUAGGGGCAGCUCCGCCGAGAGCGCCCUGCCCCGGGCCGGGCCGCGGGAGCCGGGCCGGGGCCUGCAGAAGGCGGCGUCUGUGGAACUGCCGCAGCGCCGGAGCCCCAGCCCGGGAGCCACCCGCCUGGCCCGGGGAGGCCUGGGUGAGGGCGAGUAUGCCCAGAGGCUGCAGGCCCUGCGCCAGCGGCUGCUGCGGGGAGGCCCCGAGGAUGGCAAGGUCAGCGGCCUCAGGGGUCCCCUGCUGGAGAGCCUGGGGGGCCGUGCCCGGGAUCCCCGGAUGGCACGAGCUGCCUCCAGCGAGGCAGCGCCCCACCACCAGCCCCCACUCGAGAACAGGGGCCUGCAGAAGAGCAGCAGCUUCUCCCAGGGUGAGGCAGAGCCCCGGGGCCGGCACCGCCGAGCGGGGGCGCCCCUCGAGAUCCCCGUGGCCAGGCUUGGGGCCCGUAGGCUACAGGAGUCUCCUUCCCUGUCUGCCCUCAGUGAGGCCCAGCCAUCCAGCCCUGCACGGCCCAGCGUCCCCAAACCCAGUGCCCCUAAGUCUGCAGAACCUUCUGCCACCACACCUAGUGAUGCUCCGCAUCCCCCCGCACCCCAGCCUGCCCAAGACAAGGCCCCAGAGCCCAGGCCAGAACCAGCGCGAGCCUCCAAGCCUGCACCACGCCCUGAGGCUCUGCAAACCCUAGCGCUGCCCCUCACGCCCUAUGCCCAGAUCAUUCAGUCCCUCCAGCUGUCAGGCUACGCCCAGGGCCCUCCGCAGGGCCCUGCCGCGUCGCCUUCACAGCUCAAGCCCCACGCGGCUGUCUUUGCCAGGGUGGCCUCCCCACCUCCGGGAGCCCUUGAGAAGCGCGUGCCCUCAGCCGGGACUCCCCCGGUGCUAGCCGAGAAAGCCCGAGUUCCCACGGUCCCCCCCAGGCCAGGCAGCAGUCUUAGCAGCAGCAUCGAAAACCUGGAGUCGGAGGCCGUGUUCGAGGCUAAGUUCAAGCGCAGCCGCGAGUCGCCCCUGUCGCGGGGGCUGCGGCUGCUGAGCCGCUCCCGCUCGGAGGAGCGCGGCCCCUUCCGCGGGGCCGAGGAGGAGGAUGGCAUAUACCGUCCCAGUCCAGCGGGGACCCCGCUGGAGUUGGUGCGACGUCCUGAGCGCUCGCGCUCGGUGCAGGACCUCAGGGCAGUCGGGGAGCCGGGCCUCGUCCGCCGCCUCUCGCUCUCACUGUCCCAGCGGCUGCGGCGGACCCCUCCCGCGCAGCGCCACCCGGCCUGGGAGGCCCGCGGCGGGGACGGAGAGAGCUCGGAGGGCGGGAGCUCGGCGCGGGGCUCCCCGGUGCUGGCGAUGCGCAGGCGGCUGAGCUCCACCCUGGAGCGGCUGUCGAGCCGGUUGCAGCGCAGCGGCAGCGGCGAGGACUCGGGGGGCGCGUCGGGCCGCAGCACACCGCUAUUCGGGCGGCUUCGCAGGGCCACGUCCGAGGGCGAGAGUCUGCGGCGCCUCGGCCUUCCGCACAAUCAGUUGGCCGCCCAGGCCGGAGCCACCACGCCUUCCGCGGAGUCCCUGGGCUCCGAGGCCAGCGCCACGUCGGGCUCCUCAGCUCCAGGGGAAAGCCGAAGCCGGCUCCGCUGGGGCUUCUCUCGGCAGCGGAAGGACAAGGGGUUAUCGCAACCAAACCUCUCUGCCAGCGUCCAAGAGGAGUUGGGUCACCAGUACGUGCGCAGUGAGUCAGACUUCCCCCCAGUCUUCCACAUCAAACUCAAGGACCAGGUGCUGCUGGAGGGGGAGGCAGCCACCCUGCUUUGCCUGCCAGCAGCCUGCCCUGCACCGCACAUCUCCUGGAUGAAAGACAAGAAGUCAUUGAGGUCAGAGCCCUCAGUGAUCAUCGUGUCCUGCAAAGAUGGGCGGCAGCUGCUCAGCAUCCCCCGGGUGGGCAAGCGGCACGCCGGGCUCUAUGAGUGCUCUGCCACCAACGUCCUGGGCAGCAUCACCAGCUCCUGUACCGUGGCUGUGGCCCGAGUCCCAGGAAAGCUAGCUCCUCCAGAGGUGCCCCAGACCUACCAGGACACGGCGCUGGUGCUGUGGAAGCCGGGAGACAGCCGGGCACCUUGCACGUAUACCCUGGAGCGGCUAGUGGAUGGGGAGUCUGUGUGGCACCCUGUGAGCUCAGGCAUCCCCGACUGUUACUACAACGUGAGCCACCUGCCAGUUGGCAUGACUGUGAGGUUCCGUGUGGCCUGUGCCAACCGUGCUGGGCAGGGGCCCUUCAGCAACCCUUCUGAGAAGGUCUUUGUCAGGGGCGCUCAAGAUUCUUCAGCUGUGCCAUCUGCUGCCCACCAAGAGGCCCCUGUCACCUCAGGGCCAGCCAGGGCCCUGCCUCCUGACUCUCCUACCUCACUGCCCCUACCCCCAGCUCCUGCUGCCCCCACCCCCCCAUCAGUCACUGUCAGCCCCUCAUCUCCCCCCACAGCCCCUAGCCAGGCCUUGUCCUCGCUCAAGGCUGUGGGUCCGCCACCCCAGACCCCUCCACGAAGACACAGGGGCCUGCAGGCUGCCCGGCAAGCAGAGCCCACCCCACUCAGUACCCAGGUCACCCCAAGUGAGCCCAAGUCUUUCGUCCUUGACACUGGGACCCCGACCCCAGCCUCUACUCCUCAAGGGGUUAAACCAGCGUCUUCCUCUACUCCUGUGUAUGUGGUGACUUCCUUCGUGUCUGCACCACCAGCCCCUGAGCCCCCAGCCCCUGAGCCCCCUCCUGAGCCUACCAAGGUGACUGUGCAGAGUCUCAGCCCAGCCAAGGAGGUGGUCAGCUCCCCUGGGAGCAGUCCCCGAAGCUCUCCUAGGCCUGAGGGUACCACUCUUCGACAGGGCCCCCCUCAGAAACCCUACACUUUCCUGGAGGAGAAAGCCAGGGGCCGCUUUGGUGUUGUGCGAGCGUGCCGGGAGAACGCCACGGGGCGAACGUUCGUGGCCAAGAUCGUGCCCUAUGCUGCCGAGGGCAAGCGGCGGGUCCUGCAGGAGUACGAGGUGCUGCGGACCCUGCACCACGAGCGGAUCAUGUCCCUGCAUGAGGCCUACAUCACCCCUCGGUACCUCGUGCUCAUUGCUGAGAGCUGCGGCAACCGAGAGCUCCUCUGUGGGCUCAGUGACAGGUUCCGGUAUUCCGAGGACGACGUGGCCACUUAUGUGGUGCAGCUGCUACAAGGCCUGGACUACCUCCACAGCCGCCAUGUGCUCCACCUAGAUAUCAAGCCAGACAACCUGCUGUUGGCCCCUGACAACGCCCUCAAGAUCGUGGACUUUGGCAGUGCCCAGCCCUACAACCCCCAGGCCCUUCAGCCCCUUGGCCACCGCACGGGCACGCUGGAGUUCAUGGCUCCGGAGAUGGUGAAGGGAGGACCCAUCGGCUCUGCCACGGACAUCUGGGGAGCGGGUGUGCUCACUUACAUUAUGCUCAGUGGACGCUCCCCGUUCUAUGAGCCAGACCCCCAGGAAACGGAGGCUCGGAUUGUGGGGGGCCGCUUUGAUGCCUUCCAGCUAUACCCCAACACAUCCCAGAGCGCCACCCUCUUCUUGCGAAAGGUCCUCUCAGUACAUCCCUGGAGCCGGCCCUCCCUGCAGGACUGCCUGGCCCACCCAUGGUUGCAGGACGCCUACCUGAUGAAACUGCGCCGCCAGACCCUCACCUUCACCACCAACCGGCUCAAGGAGUUCUUGGGCGAGCAGAGGCGGCGCCGGGCUGAGGCCGCCACCCGCCACAAGGUGCUGCUGCGCUCCUACCCUGGCGGCCCCUAGAGGCACGGACCACAGCCAGGCCUCGGGCUUCAACUGGGGUUCCCACCAAUGCCACGGGACAUUCCAGGGCCCACGCUGAGCCAGGCGGGCCUGGGGCUUCGGUUACCACCAGCAGCAGCAUCUGGCCGGGCUCUUACCUCAUAGACCUGCAAGGACAGAGACCCCAGGGCCUCGACCUGAUGCCACCCCAGGCCAAAGCCAGAGUGGGAGACCUGUUGGCCAGGCUGGGCAGGGUGGGAACAGGCAGAGGGACAAGAGGGGAAUGGGAAAGUGGAGAGGAAAAGAAGUCGAGGGACAGGAAGGAGGAGGCUCUAGGAAGGUUCUGGGUUGGGGGUCAGUGCAUCUCAGGGAGAACCAAGGAAGAUGGGCAUGGCUGGAGAGGAGGAAGAGGAAGGAACCCAGGGUGUCAGGGCAGUAGGCUGGGAGUCAGUGUGGCAAAGCAGGGGCAGGACACAGAUACAGUGGCAAGGGCCCAGGGCUGGGACAUGAGAGAAGGCAGCGAGGCGGUGGAGGGAGAAGAGAGGACUCAGGUGGAGGUGGGGUGGGCCAGCUGUCAGCAUCCCUUAGAGGAGAAACAUGGAGAGCUGGAGGCCAGCAGUCACUCAGCUCGCUCUGUCCUCCUGUCCAGUGGAUGCAGCCCCGGGCACCCUCUGCUGGCCCAAGGAUGUCCCCACCACCCCUCCAUGGCCUUUGGCCUUCUUCCCAUUCAUAUUUAUUUAUUUAUUGACUUUUAUGAAGUUUCCCCUUUCAUCCGAUCCCUACUGCCCAUGUUGUCCUGACCAUCCCUCCCAGCCAUCCAGCUGUCUGUCUGUCUGUCACAAGGAAAUAAAAAUGGCAAGCAGCAUAA